Molecule: messenger RNA, 2526 nt
Organism: Melitaea cinxia (Glanville fritillary)
Lineage: Eukaryota; Metazoa; Arthropoda; Insecta; Lepidoptera; Nymphalidae
Product: monocarboxylate transporter 3
Exons: 10
Coding region: 92-2098 (668 amino acids)
Biological process (GO): transmembrane transport; monocarboxylic acid transport
Molecular function (GO): monocarboxylic acid transmembrane transporter activity
Source: RefSeq, a predicted model, not a curated record
CUUUGACAUAAAUUUUGUAACCGAAUUCAUAAAACCUCUAACCAAUUCAUUACACUUAAUGUAUAUAUAAAUUUAGAUUAUAGAUGAAGCUAUGUCGCUCCCAGAUAGGUUAGGAAAUCGCUCAGUUCUGGAUUUGGAUUUCAAUGGAUUUAGCCAAGAAUUUCACGGCUAUACCAUGGUACAGAGAGUCGCCACAGAUGAGCGUCCCUUCGAGACACCCUCGUCGGAUGAGAGCGGCCUGGGGAGAGAUUCACCCAGCGAUGCCUCGGAACCAGAGGCAGCACUGGUGGUACCACCAGAUGGUGGUUGGGGAUGGGUUGUGGUAGCGGCAUCAUUUAUGUGUAAUUUCAUUGUAGAUGGGAUUAUUUUUUCCGGUGGGAUGCUGCUGACUCCCAUACAAAAAGAGUUUAAUGCUAGCGAUGGACAAGUGGCUCCGGUUAAUUCUUUACUGGCUGGGUUUUAUCUUUUAGCUGGCCCUUUUGUUUCUGCUUUAGCAAAUAAAUAUGGUUUCCGUGUGGUGACAAUAGUCGGCAGUCUCAUAUCAAGUGCCGCCUUCGCUAUCUCUUAUUUCGCCACCAGCGUCGAGUACCUCUAUCUGGUUUAUGGCGUCAUGGGAGGAAUUGGUUUCUGCAUGGUAUACAUGCCCUCUGUGCUUACGGUCGGGUUCUACUUCGAGCGAUGGCGCGCGCUGGCCAUGGGACUGGCGCUCUGCGGUUCCGGAGUCGGUACCUUCGUGUUCGCGCCUCUGACAGUCGCGCUCAUCGAUGGGCUAGGCUGGAGGAUUACUCUUGUUGUACACGCUGGUUUGGUUCUACUAUGUCUCAUCUUUGGAGCUAUGUUCAGACCGAUUAACCCAGUGAGGGUAACACUAGCUAGUCAACCGGAAGAAGAUGCAUCUCGUCGUCAUGAACAGGCCGUGGAAAAAUUAAAUUCAAUGUUAAAACUUCACAACAAACUCGACUCCGGUAUCUCGAUGCCACCAGAGAUGAAAUUCACGAAUAAAGUCAGUCCACACACUUGGGUAGGUGUUGCAAACAAUACUCGCUAUCCGACAGCCGAAGAAGUAUUUCGAGGAAGCAACUCACAUCUCAGCAGACGAUCGUCGGCAACAGCGAGCACACUAAAGAAUCACGGCAGCAAACCUAUUCAUUUUAUUGCGGUCCCAGUUGCAGAAAAGGAUGAACAAGAAGACUCUAAUGGCAAUAAUGAUAACGUUGAACCUCUGCUACCCGAAUCUGUUAAAGUCGUCAAGGAUGUUAAAUCUCGUCGUUCUAACGUUGACUUAGUUGCGAGACCACUCUACCGCGAUGAUAUCUUUUUCGACGGCAGUCUUGCAAGACUACCUCAGUAUACUUCUCGUACUUCUUUGGGUUAUCACUUACACGUAACUCACGUCCCUACUCAAGAAGAUACUCAUGAAGAAAGCUCAGGAAAAUGUCGGGUUUGCCCCGAAGCUGUACGACGCGCCUUGGCUACCAUGUUGGAUGUCAGCUUGUUUAAAUCACCGACUUUUAUAAUACUAACUAUCAGCGGAUUCUUCACAAUGUUGGGCUUCUUCGUGCCUUACAUGUAUGUCAAGCAAAGGGCAGAAUUUAAUGGUGUUGGAAAAGCGAGUAGUGUUAUGUUGGUGUCUGCCAUCGGAGUUUCGAACAUUAUUGGUCGUAUUGCUUGCGGUCUGGUCUCUUCAAUGCCUAAAGUAUCUCCUCUAUGGUUAAACAAUAUAGCCCUCUCUGCUGGCGGGAUUGCGACCAUGAUGAGUGGUCUCUGCUAUGAUGAUUUCUAUCAGUUUGGAUACUGUAUUAUUUUUGGACUUUCAAUUGCAUGCUUUGCGUCACUUCGAUCGAUCAUGGUGGUGGAAUACAUUGGACUGGAACAUCUGACGAACUGCUUCGGGCUGUUCCUACUGUUCCAGGGUUUUGGCGCUUUGCUGGGCGCGCCCAUCGUCGGCGCCCUUAUGGAUAUGACAAAGAGUUAUGACAUUUCAUUUUACGUAUCUGGCGGUUUCCUUCUCUUCUCUGCUGUGAUGUGCUAUCCCGUUGAUUACAUCAGUCGAUGGGAAAAGUCAAGAAACAAACUUGUUUCAACACCAAAAGUUUAAAUACUAUUAUUCUUCGAUUCUGUGGACAAAGUGAGAAAAUCUACAAAAACUGUAACGGAACCUGACAUUUUUUAAUAACUUUGGUCCGUUUUAGGACACUUGAAAAAUAUUUAUAUAUCAUUUUGACAUUUUUGUGCUACGCCACACUGCCUUGUAUUUUAUUUAAUUUAGACUUCGUAGUACAGUAAUUUUUUUUUUGAGAUUUUGGUAACUUGAGUGGAAGUAAAGGUAUUUUUAUUAUUUUUACGGGACAUUUACAUUCCGUAAAAAAAAUUAAAAUGAUUGUUGUAUAAAAUUAAAAAAAAAGAAACAAAUUGUAUAAUGUUACAUAAAACCGUACUUAUAGCUGUUUCAUUUUUACAUAAAAUUGUAAAACUAAUAUUGUUAAGCUUAGAUAAGUAAAAUACAAUAAAAACAUAUCUAUUGUA